Messenger RNA from Macrobrachium nipponense, 2942 nucleotides. RefSeq names its product cubilin-like. The record is from RefSeq and is a predicted model, not a curated record. The coding region runs from base 129 to 992 and encodes 287 amino acids. Gene Ontology annotation, molecular function: serine-type endopeptidase activity. The transcript has 7 exons. NCBI's taxonomy places the organism in Eukaryota, Metazoa, Arthropoda, Malacostraca, Decapoda, Palaemonidae.
GUUGAGAGAGACCACCGAUGAAGCAGUGGACUUCGUCCCUUCUCAUCACAAAGGUGUAUCUUCUGUUUCUUUCGUUUCCCUCGUGUUCCACUGCCCAUCUAAGGAGGAACUAACAAAGAUUCGACAAGAUGAUACACCAGAUCCUGUUGAUGACGAUGGUGGCGAGGGUAGCUUACGCUUGGCCAAUCACACCACUUGACGGAUACAGCCGAACGGAAAUUAAAGACGUGUCCUUGAAAUGUGGAGACUCCUUAGACUACCCGGAGAGAACAUUCACCAAGCUAAACAUCACAUUUGAAAGCGACGGCGCUAUUCCUGCAGGGUGCUCAAUCAAGAUGCGCAUUAAUCUCAGGGACGAAGCCACAAUGAAUUUCGGCAUCGGGGUGUCCGGUUACGUCGACAUCCAGGAUUCCAGCAAUGGGGAGGACUGUGCCUCUACGUAUCUGUCGGUGGCUGACGAAGAUGUUCUCGACGACGAACUCGGAUCUUUGGAAAAGUACUGCGGGAACGUUUCAUUUGAUUUUCACACAACUGAAGACAUUUUGGUUCUGGAGCUGUUUGUUGGUCAGAGUGGAGCAUCAGGCAGCGGGUUCCAGAUUUUAGUAGAACCUCACUACCUGUGUGGUGGAGAGAUUACUCUAGAUGAAUAUAUCACGUCGCCUGAUUAUCCAGAGUCAUACCCAAGAGGCAUCAACUGCUUCUGGCUAGUGCGAGGAUCUGAAGACAAAGAAAUAUCUAUAAAUUGUCAUGAAUUCGAUCUGAAACCGCCAAGAAGGGGCAGAUGUAUUGACAGUCUACAUAUAAUGGGAGGAACAGUGAACAACAUUUCCUGUGGCAAAUCACUUCUAAAUGAACCCAUCAAGAUCAAUAGCAACCUUGCUUUUGUUGACUUCAGGUCAAAUGAGCGUCAGAAUGGAUAUCUUGGAAUGAACUGCAGCAUCAAGUUUACACCAAAGACUAAAGAUCUCCUUCUUGCCAAAUUUUUCAAGUAGAUAAACUACCCAGUGACUCAUCUUUUCCUCCUGUUUUUGCCCAAAAAAAACCCUUCUCUCAAAACCGCUUUGUUUAGAGGAACACUAAAAUGCAAGGCUAAAAACCAGAUGUUACCAUUAAAUUCUGAUAUGCUGCUUAGCUGAAAGACCAAACUCGAUGUGUCCUGAAAUAUUGUACAUUCAAAAUAUUGAAAUAAUUAAGAUUACAACAUUCAUACAAUUCAAUAAUACUAAACUGAUUAAAAAUUAUAAUCUUAAUAUGUAAUGCAGCACGAGAAAACUAUUUUCAAGUUUGAAUAAUUUAAUUAACUAAGUUACUGAUAUAUUAAGCACAACAUGGAAAAUAAUGGAUUAUAAUAUAAUGGACUACAUCUCUUUUAUCUCAGAAAUGAAGAAAGUAUAUUUUUACUGUACAGCACACAUAAGGAUGAAAGAAAUUAAAAAUCCCGAAAAAUAACAUAACCAGAAAUAUCUUUCCCAACACAAUUCUUUAAACUAGACCAAUACUGAUAGAUUUUUUUUUUUUUUUUGCUAUACAUACACUCUAUACCCUUUGAUAAAGUGGUGUCACUAACUAAAAAUUUUGUCUUUCAACAGUCAUUGCAAAUUACCCUAACCUUGUUCCUUAACCUUUUUGUUGCACUAUUUAUGAUAUCAAAAGAUUACAACCUACAAGUUAUGUUCUAAUCAUUUGGUAGGUAUUAAAGAAACAGGCUCACAAAAGAAAGUCAAACCUUCUAACCUUACAAUUCAGUUUAAAUGAUAAUUUGUACCCCAAAAGAAAUUAAAUUCAAUCAUUUUAACUUUAUAGUUUUGGCAGUAUAGUAACCUUAAUUUAAAGUAUCUGUAGUUUACAUUGCAUAGCUAAACUGUCAUGCAUUUUCUUAACUAUCCCCACCUACAAGAAUAUAUAUAUAAGGUUUUACAUAUCAUGAUGUGUCUAUUAAACCAAUAGGAUAAUGCACUCAACCAGUAAUCCACAGAAAAGGCAAAUUUUGAAACUAUUCUAUACUGGUUACCUCUCUGCAUCAGUGCUUUAUGAUUCUGGCUUCAGUCUUUCUUUUUAAGGAAGACAGUCCUUAACAGAUUUCAAGGAAAAUAAAGGUAUUUGCAUACUGUAUAUAUAUAACUAAUCUAAUCUGUUAACUGUACUGAGUAACAUUGGAAAUCACAAAAAAUAUCAUAGUCAUCUGACAGUAUCAUGACCUAAAGUUCUAAAACUUAGUCCUGUACUCAAUUAUUCUUAGUUAGAUAAAAAUAAUAUCUUGUGACACCCUGUUGAAUUUGGCAAUAUAAAUUGACAUCAACUACAAAUGUCUCAUUGUGUCAAAAAGGGAAAAAAAUAAUACUUGGAAAAACUCUCCAAGAUAAAAUAAUUACUUCCUUCCUCUUAUGAAAUUAAAUAUAGAAACUUUUGAUAAAAUUAGAGAGGGAAUGGAAGUACUGUACUCCCCUCUUGCUAGUAUCACUUGGAUUCCUUCAUAAAGUAAACCCUUACACAAUUUUUUUGGAUCUGAAGAAAGAUGACAUUCAAUAAAGCAAAGACUCUUGAAGCACGGUCAUGCUAUUACUGGUAUGGCAUACACUCAAAUUUCAAAAUAUGGCAAAGGCCAAAAAUUUACCAACACUUUCACAGGAAUUUUUUGCCAUUACCUUCACUCCUAUGGUAACUAUAUUUGUAAACCAUAUUUAUUAGAAAAAAUCGCUAUCAAACUGUUAUGAAUAUUAUUCAUUAAAACUACAAGUUUGACAAAUAAAGUGUAUAUGCACAAUGAUUCACAAAAAGUUAAAAGAAAUCCCUUAAUUCAGACCAUUAAAAGAUGAGAUGCCUCAGUGGCAUUUUUUAAAUACUAUACACUAAAUUCUUAAACUUGUGGUUUUACUGUAAAUCAUAUUUGUAUGCUUAUCUAUUCAUUUUAGACAAAAUGAAUAAAACAUACUGCUCAUUCA